Molecule: messenger RNA, 1140 nt
Organism: Trematosphaeria pertusa
Lineage: Eukaryota; Fungi; Ascomycota; Dothideomycetes; Pleosporales; Trematosphaeriaceae
Exons: 2
Coding region: 237-803 (188 amino acids)
Source: RefSeq, a predicted model, not a curated record
CCGUAACACAGCCUUGUGUAAGCAAUUCGCAGUAACCGUAGGGAAUUAUUUCCCAUAUAAUCAGGGCGAUACCAGAUAGAAGCGAAGCGGGUGCUGGUGCUUGGAGAAGGACGAACGUGUAGUGAUAGAGUUGGUUCGGCUGAACCUUACUCCGAAACCAAGCUCACCUUCCUCCGAAGCUUCCUCCAACAACAACCCCGAGGAGAUCGAGCAUCAAAACCCCCAACCCGGCCAAAAUGCUGCUCUCCAAACUGCUCCUGCUGCCUGUUGCAGUCGCCUCCUCCGUCACAAUCUACGUCCACUCGGUCCCACCCACCACCGGCACCGCCUCCAUAAUCCCCUCCCCCAUUCCCCUCGCUCACAUCGAAUACGACACCUCAACCACCACGCCCACUGGCACCGUAACCUCCUACACACCACCCCACGGCUCAUACUCCCCCGAGCACCUCCUGCGCAUCGGCCUACACGACCCGAAAUCCGGAUCAUGGCGCGGCGUGGUAACAUCGGCUGCUAGUUUUGCGGACGAGUACAAGAAGAAGUUCGUGGUGCAUGUAGAUGAGAAGGGAGAACCGUAUCAUGUGGGAUUCGGCACCAGCGCGAAGGGCCAGAGUGGAGAGGAGGUGGAGGUGGAGGUUGUGAUAAGGGGAGUGGGCCCGAAGCCUGUGUUGAAUAAGCCGAUUGUGUUGAAUGCGGAGGGGAAGUUGGACAGCAAGGAGCCAGAGAAGACGUUCUUGCAGAAAUACUGGUGGGCGAUUGGGCUGUUCUUGCUCGUUCAACUUGUCGCGGGUGGAGGCGAGAAAUAGGAACGACAUUACACGCGAUCGACAGUCUCGCAAACUUUCUAAGUCAGUGUUGCGGAGUCAUCCCGAACAAGAUGAACACUUGCGCCCGUCGCAGUACGAUAAGCAAAGUGUUGUCAUGGUGAAGAGUUCUAUUUGAUCAGUGCCGUGGGCAUCAACAAGAGGACCCACAAUGCGAAUCAGUCGAAUAGUCACUGUUCGCUCACGAAUGACCGUGCUCACGGACUGCAGGAGCUUCGUCGGAUUGCAUGGUCUAUUUUUCGAGGCUAGCCUAGCGCAUACCGAAUACCUAUCAGCCCGCGUUGACCGCUAUUUGAAUCCUCAUAACCGCAUUACUCCG